Messenger RNA from Ixodes scapularis (black-legged tick), 1573 nucleotides. Its product is annotated as GPALPP motifs-containing protein 1. Bases 557 to 1519 code for a protein of 320 amino acids. The transcript is spliced from 6 exons. The record is from RefSeq and is a predicted model, not a curated record. Lineage: Eukaryota; Metazoa; Arthropoda; Arachnida; Ixodida; Ixodidae.
CAUAUUGCGUUUGUUUUACUCACUUCUCAUGAACUCGAGAUGCUCAAUUUGGCUCUCAUUGGCUGAAAAAUGAGCACGCGAAAGCAUUGUUUUCUGUGGCGCUUAAUAAGCCAAGGGCUCCUCGGAGUAACCUGGUUGUACGUCAUCCUUCCCGCAUGUUCAUAGAAGUCGGCUAAACGAAUGCGACGUAUGUUUAUGCAGGUGCAGCAGGUGCAGUUUUUGCGGUUUUGCUGCUGGUGUAGCGUGCGUGCGUGCUACUCGACUAGUACGAUGUCAAAAACUAACGACUACUCGCUCAAGACUGAAUUUUAAGCAUCUGUUUGAGAACGAAAGACACGUCUAGUUAAGUUCAAACAGUGCCGUAUUUAAUCCUAGAGAGGAAAAAAGAAAAGCGAAAACAACCGGAGGUUUGUCGUGCUUUCGAUGCGCUCCCAGAGAGGUUGUUGUACAUUAUUUGACGUUCGGAUAGCCGACUCUAAUUUACCUUUGCUGGUAGUCAAAACAGUCAAAAUAUAAGGGACGCGCAGUGUCCACUGCUGAAAACAGGGAACCCGACAUGUCAGCGUACGGACCACAAGUACCACCCGGUCUGAAGGCCGCGGCCGACUCCACAACCGCAAACAAUGCAGUCAUCGGGCCAGUGCUCCCGCCAGGGUUCAAACCUUCAGCUCCGAGAGACGCGGGCAGCGGCACCGACGAAAGCAGCGCCUCGUCCAACGAAGACGCGCCGGAUCUCUACGGACCGUCGCUGCCACCCGGCUUCGGCAAGCCGGACAUCAUCGGACCCGUGUUGCCUCCAGGCUUUGCGUCGUCUUCAUCUUCGAGCAGUUCCCAGAGCUUCAUUGGACCAGCCAUGCCCCCUGGCUUUGGUAAGACUCUGCAGGCAGAUCAGGAGGUUCCUGGAGACGACGACGACGACGACGACAGCUCGGACAGCUACAUUGGACCGAAGCCGUCGGAGGCAGUAGGCGAGGAUUACGCGGGCAACGAGGCCGCCUUGGACAUCGACCGCAGGGCCAACAAAAUGAAGAGGCACCUUGAGGGCAAGGACCAAGAUGAUGAGCCACGCCGAGAAGAGUGGAUGACCGAGCUCCCAGACAACCUGGGACUUCGCAUUGGCCUCGGACCACGGACCUUCAGGAAGAACAUGGAAGACCCCAAGGCGGACAGAUCCCAGUGGACCGACACGCCAGCCGAUAAGGCCAAGAAAGCCGAGAAAAAGGCCAAGAAGGACGAGGCGGAGCCUUCGCGUCACCCGAAGCGCAGUAAGAAAGAAGAGGAGAUUGCUGAACAGUUGACAAAUUACAAUAAAGAAAAACGGGCAGAGUCCCUUUUGGACAUGCACCGAAAGAAGCGGAAAGUGGAACAGAGUAAAGUUGUAGUCCAAGAGCGAAGAGAAUUCAACCGCGAGGAAGACCUGAAGAUCAGUCACAUUGACGCCAAGGCCAACAAGGCGCUCCUCAACAAGGCAGCACUUUUGAACACAAAGUUUGCUGCUGGUGCACAGAAGUUUCUCUGACUGCAUUCUUGCUCCAUACUCAUUUCUUCUGUCCAAAUAAAUGUUUUUAAGUUA